AUGGCUUUAGUGCACCUCUUUUCCAAUUCAAUCUUCCUUUACAAAAAAUCUUAUGCCAAAAGUAGAGGGUUUAACAUUUGCAAGACAUUAUAUUCAUCACAAUCCCCAUCAAAAGCCAUCACAACCGCUCAAUCCCUGGUUAGACGAUCAGCAAACUAUAAAGUAUCUUUAUGGCCAUUUGAUCAUAUUGAGUCACUCUCUACCAAAUACAAAGGAAAUGAUUAUACGUCAAGAGCAGAUACUUUGAUAGAUGCAGUGAAGUCCAUGAUAUGGAAAGUGAGCCAUUCAUUGAGUACCCUUGAACUCAUUGACGAUUUGCAUAGACUUGGAAUAGCAUAUCAUUUUGUGGAUGACAUAAGUCAUCUCUUGGAUAUGAUUUACCAUAAUUACUACCAAACUCAAGACAAGUGGAAUAGAAUGGAUCUAAACCUUAAAGCCCUUGGUUUUAGAUUGAUGAGACAACAUGGUUAUCAUAUUCCUCAAGACAUAUUUCGCAACAUCAACGACACAACUCGAAAUCUUAAGCGGCACUUAUACAAUGAUAUGAUGUGCAUGCUGAACUUGUACGAGGCUUCCUAUCAUUCCUUUGAGAAUGAAGGCAUAUUGGACGACGUUAGUGACUUCACAACUAAAUAUCUCAAAGAAAAUAUAGAGCAAAUUAAUGAAAAUUUAUUAUCAAUGGUAACUCACACUUUGGAGCUACCACUGCACUGGAGAGUACCGAGGGUAGAGGCAAAAUGGUUUAUCAUAGAAUAUGAGAAUAGAAAUGGCAUGAAUCUGUCCCUUUUGGAGCUUGAAAAAUUAGAUUUUAAUAUUGUCAAAUCUAUGCACCUUGAAGAUCUAGAGCAUUCUUCAAGAUGUUGGAGAAAUACAAGUUGGGAAAAGAAUUUAAGUUUUGGCUGAGAUUGAUUGGUGGAGAAAUUCCUUUGGACGGUUGGUGUCAAUUACCUACCUCACUUUAAUGUAGCAAGGAAAACACUGUUGAAGGUUAACGCCAUAAUAAGUACUAUUGACGAUAUCUAUGAUGUGUAUGGUACUUUGGAUGAACUUGAACAGUUUACACUACAAGAAUAA
Lactuca sativa (garden lettuce) is the source of this 1074-nucleotide messenger RNA. RefSeq names its product R-linalool synthase QH1, chloroplastic-like. Gene Ontology annotation, biological process: terpenoid biosynthetic process. The record is from RefSeq and is a predicted model, not a curated record. Gene Ontology annotation, molecular function: magnesium ion binding; terpene synthase activity. NCBI's taxonomy places the organism in Eukaryota, Viridiplantae, Streptophyta, Magnoliopsida, Asterales, Asteraceae.